Neofelis nebulosa (Clouded leopard) is the source of this 522-nucleotide messenger RNA. RefSeq names its product protein tyrosine phosphatase type IVA 1-like. The record is from RefSeq and is a predicted model, not a curated record. Gene Ontology annotation, biological process: protein dephosphorylation. NCBI's taxonomy places the organism in Eukaryota, Metazoa, Chordata, Mammalia, Carnivora, Felidae. The coding region runs from base 1 to 522 and encodes 173 amino acids. The transcript has a single exon. Gene Ontology annotation, molecular function: protein tyrosine phosphatase activity. Gene Ontology annotation, cellular component: nucleus.
AUGGCUCCAAUGAACCGGCCAGCCCCGGUGGAAGUCACAUACAGGAACAUGAAAUUUCUUAUUACACACAGUCCAACCAGUGCAACCUUCAACAAAUUUAUAGAAGAACUUAAGGAAUAUGGAGUUACUACAAUAGUAAGAGUAUGUGAAGCAACCUCCAACACUGCUCUUCUGGAGAAAGAAGGCAUCCAGGUGCUGGAUUGGCCUUUUGAUGAUGGUUCAUCACCAUCUAACCAGAUUGUUGAGGACUGGUUAAGUCUUGUCAACAUUAAAUUUCGUGAAGAACCUGGUUGUUGUAUUGAUGUUCACUGUGUUGCAGGUCUUGGGAGAACUACAGUGCUUGUUGCCCUAGCACUAAUUGAAGAUGGAAUGAAAAAUGAACAUGCAGUACAGUUUAUAAGACAAAAGUGGCAUGGAGCUUUUAACACUAAGCAACUUCUGUAUUUGGAGAAAUACUGUUCUAAAAUGCGGCUGUGCUACAAAGCCUCCAGUGGUCAUAGAAACAAUUGUUACAUUCAAUAA